UUAAAUUCAGAAAAGUAUUUGCGGGAUUGCAAUAUUACCAUAUAGAACGUAUAACUAUAGUAAUUUUAUAGUUCCUGAAAAAGGAACUUGUAUGAUUUUUGAUUAAUUACAAAUGACUAAUUACGAUUUCGGCCUCGAUGCUUGCAUUGAGAUAUCGAUCACAAACCGUAUUUCAAAUGUUAGCAAUCGAUUCUCGAAUGGCCAAUUUCAAAUUAAAACCAUCAAAUUAAUACAACAUCAACAACACUUUUAUAAAAUUCUUUGAAAUAUGUAACUCAAUAAAUACAAUGUCGCUUCAAGCACCGAACAAAAGUAAAGAUGUGAUCUAUAAUGUAUAAUAUAUUAUAUUUAUUCAUUAAAAAUUUACAGCCAAUAUAACUAUUUAUACAUAAGAUGUCAAGCGCUCCAAUAACAGAUAAUUCCCCAAAAUCAUUGUUAAAAACCGUAGACAAUGAACAUGAAAAAACGGAAAAGAAAUUAACUGUUCUUGAAACGCAUGGUUAUGCUCUUGGAAAAACAAUAGGAUCCGGAUCAUAUGCUACCGUAAAAAUUGCUAAAUCUGGUCGACAUGAUUGCCAUGUAGCAAUAAAAAUAGUUUCAAAGUUUCAAGCACCCGGCGAAUACUUAAAGAAAUUUUUACCCCGUGAAAUUGAAGUAGUGAAAGGUUUAAGGCAUCCGAAUUUAAUUCGUUUCCUCCAAGCAAUUGAAACAACCCACCGUGUAUAUAUUAUCAUGGAAUACGCCCAAAAUGGUAGCUUAUUAGACAUAAUAAGACUAGAUACUUUUAUCGAUGAAUUCCGUAGUCGUAGAUGGUUUCGGCAAUUAUUAGAAGCAAUUGAUUAUUGUCAUGGACGCGGUAUAGUUCAUAGGGAUGUCAAAUGCGAAAACCUUCUAAUGGAUUCCAACUUCAAUGUUAAAUUGUCUGACUUUGGAUUUGCGCGUGGUCGUAUGAAACCAAAGAAUGGUAUAAAUCCAUUAAGUGAAACUUUCUGCGGAAGUUAUGCAUAUGCCUCGCCUGAAAUAUUAAAAGGAAUCCCAUAUUUACCUCAACUGGCCGACGUAUGGUCCAUGGGUGUAGUACUUUAUGCUAUGGUUUACGGUCGGCUACCAUUUGACGACACAAAUUACAACCAACUUCUAAAGCAAGUUCAAAAUAAGAUUACAUUUCCUAAAGAACCGAAGGUGUCUCAAGCUUGCCGUUCUCUUAUCGCCCGAAUACUUGUACCGCAACGAACACGGUUACACAUUGAUAAUAUAAGAAAUGAUGUUUGGCUUUCCGAAUCGCUUGUCACAGUUCAAACUUCUACUAGCGAUACCUUCGUGAAUGCUCCAUAUACAUUACCAAAGGCUAGUGAAAUAACAGUGAAUGAAAAGAAUAAAAAAUCAAACAAGCAUGCUGAUAUUAAAGCUCGAAAAUCAUCCGAUUUAAGUAUAGAUCAAAAUAAUAACUGUGUGUACCUGAAAUAGAUCGUAUAACUAUAAAUUCUUAGUUUCAUUUCACAUCGAAAUUAUCACAGUAUUAUGGCACCUUUAUUUAUAAAUAACGUUACUUUUAUAAAUUUAAUAAUUAGUACAAUAAUUAAUAAUUUAAGUAAACAGGACCUGCCCAAAUGCAUUAUUGAUGGAACAUACAGUACAUGGUACUGUGCUCGUUCAGUCAUAACUUAGAAUAAUACUCCGCGAAUAUAAGUAAAAUUACUGUACUUAUCACAAAAAUGCCAGGGGCAGUUAUUUUGUGGAUAGUACUGGUAUAAUCUGGAAUAAUAUGUUAUUAUUAUCUGCUA
Molecule: messenger RNA, 1784 nt
Organism: Osmia lignaria (orchard mason bee)
Lineage: Eukaryota; Metazoa; Arthropoda; Insecta; Hymenoptera; Megachilidae
Product: testis-specific serine/threonine-protein kinase 3
Biological process (GO): intracellular signal transduction; protein phosphorylation; microtubule cytoskeleton organization
Cellular component (GO): cytoplasm
Molecular function (GO): tau-protein kinase activity; ATP binding
Source: RefSeq, a predicted model, not a curated record